ACAACAGUAAAGAAAACAACUAAACCUUAGACUUUUUAUAGAGAGAGUGUGGGAUUGCUGUUGGAACGACUCUUCUCUGUGUCUGUCUGUUUGAUUUUCUUUUCUUCCUAUAAUAUCUAUAAUGUCUCCAAAUCUCCUCAUUUCUUCUUCAACUCUGUCUUCUUUUACUUCAGGGGGGCUUUGAGUUUGUUGUCUGCAUAGUGCUGGCAGUUGUUGUGUGAUAUCUUGGUGCAUUCUAUUUAGGAAGCUAGAUGGGUUCCAGAUUCCCAUCUCAUAAGCUCAGCAAUGGGCUUUAUGUGUCAGGCAGGCCAGAGCAGCCUAAAGAAAGGACCCCAACCAUGAGCUCAGUGGCCAUGCCCUAUACUGGUGGAGAUAUUAAGAAGUCAGGAGAAUUGGGGAAAAUGUUUGAUAUCCCCAUGGAUGGUUCUAAGUCCAGGAAAUCUGGGCCUAUAAGUAGUGCUCCUUCAAGGACUGGGUCUUUUGGAGGUGCUGCUUCGCAUUCUGGACCAAUCAUGCCUAAUGCAGCGCCUCGGGCAGGCUAUACUACGUCAGGUCCAGGUGCCACUGGAGGCAUGUCUGGUUCAGCCUCAUUAAAGAAGUCAAAUUCUGGACCAUUGAAUAGACAUGGGGAUCCUGUAAAGAAAUCAUCUGGUCCACAAUCUGGGGGAGUAACACCAACUGGGCGCCAAAACUCUGGUCCUAUUCCUCCUGCUCUCCCCACAACUGGCCUCAUCACGUCUGGGCCCAUCUCUUCAGGGCCACUAAAUUCCUCUGGGGCUCCUCGGAAAGUUUCUGGUCCUUUGGAAUCAAUGGGAUCAAUGAAAGUGAAAGGUUCUGCUGCUCAUAAUCAGGCUGUGACUGUUCUUAGCCAAGAUGAUGACUUUUCUUUCAAGAGGAACUUCCCAAAACCAAUAUUAUGGGCACUGAUACUGCUGUUUGUAAUGGGUUUCAUUGCUGGUGGUUUUAUUCUUGGAGCAGUUCACAAUGCCAUUCUCCUUAUUGUUGUUGUGGUUCUUUUUGGUGCUGUUGCUGCAUUAUUUGCUUGGAACUCCUGUUGGGGGAGAAAAGCUGUUAUGGGUUUCAUUGCUCGUUAUCCAGAUGCAGAGCUUAGAAAUGCAAAGAAUGGGCAAUUCGUGAAAAUAUCUGGGGUGGUAACAUGUGGGAAUGUGCCUCUUGAGUCAUCCUUCCAGAAAGUUCCAAGAUGUGUGUAUACAUCUACCAGUUUGUAUGAGUAUCGAGGAUGGGAUUCCAAAGCUGCUAAUCCUACUCAUCGUCGUUUUACUUGGGGGCUCCGAUUAUUGGAAAGGCGUGCAGUUGACUUCUACAUCUCUGAUUUCCAAUCUGGGUUGAGAGCAUUGGUUAAAACGGGCUAUGGAGCCAGGGUGACUCCUUAUGUGGAUGACUCAAUUGUUAUAGAUGUCAACCCGGCCAAUGAAGCGUUAUCUCCAGAGUUCAUCAGGUGGUUGGGAGAAAGGAACCUUUCUAGUGAUGACCGUGUAAUGCGCAUGAAAGAAGGGUAUAUCAAGGAAGGAAGCACAGUUAGUGUAAUGGGAGUUGUUCAGAGAAAUGACAAUGUCCUUAUGAUUGUUCCUCCACCUGAGCCAAUUACAACUGGGUGCCAAUGGGCCAAAUGUAUCUUCCCAGCUAGCCUUGAUGGUAUUGUAUUGAGAUGUGAAGACACGUCAAAUACUGAUGCCAUACCUGUUUAGUAGCAUGUGCAUUGUAAACUUUUUCUCAGCUGCAACUCUUUUAAAAUUUGUUCUCUUAGUCUUCCUUUUUCUAUUAAUAUUUGGCAACAAUGGUGGCUGUGGUAAGGUGGUACGAUGGUGAACAUUGCAGUAGAACAUGAGAAGAGAGGCUGGGUGGCGUUUCUUAUGAUUUUAACUUGGUGUAUAGCUUUUCCAGGUUUCUUUGCCGAUAUAUUUUAAUCUUGUAGGCUUGAAGGCUGUUGUUAUGGGAAUGGGUUCAUGCAGUUGGGGGCAUUCUUAUGUGUUUGAGAAAGAUUUGGGAUAUUGUUAAAUAGAAAGAAGAAAAACAUUACAAGGUAUUUGAGUAUAUUUGUGGUUUACAUGACAGUUUUGCUUUGUUUUUUUAGGCAAUGACAGGCUGGAAACCAUUGAUGACUUACUAGGGAAUGAAUUUCCAAUCUGGUGUGACACAAUGCUUGAAUUUCAUAUUGGUAAUUUGUGUAAAGUAAUGUAUUUUCAAAGACACGUUUUGUUGAAAAUGUUAUGAGGUCAAUUUGGGUUACCAUGGUUUACCAUUUGGAAUGUUCCAGCAUUGUGUUGUGUGGCUUUGUUAGGAACAGGACACUUUGUUUCCUUUGACCUUUUCUGCUUUGUACUAUUGUUUUUAUUUUUUAUUAUUAUGGAACAUUUGUGAUGAUUUCAUUCA
Molecule: messenger RNA, 2394 nt
Organism: Theobroma umbraticum
Lineage: Eukaryota; Viridiplantae; Streptophyta; Magnoliopsida; Malvales; Malvaceae
Product: protein SHOU4-like
Source: RefSeq, a predicted model, not a curated record